Messenger RNA from Neogale vison (American mink), 2070 nucleotides. RefSeq names its product long-chain-fatty-acid--CoA ligase ACSBG2-like. The transcript has 14 exons. Gene Ontology annotation, molecular function: long-chain fatty acid-CoA ligase activity. The record is from RefSeq and is a predicted model, not a curated record. The coding region runs from base 1 to 2070 and encodes 689 amino acids. Lineage: Eukaryota; Metazoa; Chordata; Mammalia; Carnivora; Mustelidae. Gene Ontology annotation, cellular component: endoplasmic reticulum; membrane.
AUGAUGGCCAGGACUCAUGACAAUGCUAUGAAGCAUGGUGUCUCCGGACCUGGAAAGGCCGAAAACCCCAAGACUCAGGAAGUGGAGAUUAAGGACCCUGAAGGAGACAUGAGUAAAAACAAAGUUACUCCUGGGCUGUGGACCAUUCAUCGAGAUGGAGAAGUCCUUCUGAGGCUAUCGAAACAUGGGCUAGGCCAUGAGACCCCAGUAACCAUCCCUGAUUUUUUUCGGGAGUCAGUCAAACGAUUUGGGGCAUAUCCAGCUCUUGCAACAAAGAACGGUGAGCAGUGGGAAGUCCUGAAUUUCAACCAGUACUAUGCGGCUUGUCGGAAGGCUGCAAGAGCCUUGAUCAAGCUGGGCCUGCAGCGUUUCCACGGAGUUGGCAUCCUGGGGUUUAACUCCAUCGAGUGGUUCAUCGCUUCCCUCGGUGCCAUCUUAGCAGGGGGUCUUUGUGUUGGUAUUUAUGCCACCAACUCUGCGGAGGCUUGUCAGUACGUCAUUAGUCAUGCCAAAGUGGACAUCCUGCUGGUUGAGAACGACCUACAGUUAAGGAAAAUCCUUUCGAUUCCGCAGAGCAGGAUGGAGCCCCUGAAGGUGAUCGUGCAGUACAAGCUGCCCAUGAAGGGGAGCAGUAAUAACCUGUACUCUUGGAAUGAUUUCAUGGACCUGGGCAACGACAUCCCCGAUUCCCAGCUGGACCAGAUCAUGGAAAGCCAGAGGGCUAAUCAGUGCGCUGUGAUCAUCUACACUUCUGGGACCUCAGGCAAUCCCAAGGGAGUGAUGCUUAGCCAUGACAACAUCACGUGGACGGCAGGUGCAGUGGCAAAGAACAGUGGCCUGUCUUGUGCCGCAGAAAAGCAGGAGGUGGUGGUGAGCUACCUUCCCCUCAGCCACAUUGCAGCUCAAAUGAUGGAUAUGUGGUUACCCAUGAAGAUCGGGGCUUUCACCUACUUUGCUCAACCAGACGCUCUCAAAGGUACCCUGAUCGGCACUCUGAAGGAGGUAAAGCCCACCAUCUUCCUGGGGGUGCCCCGAAUUUGGGAGAAGAUGCAGGAGAUGAUCAAGGAAAAUAGCGUCAAAUUCUCAAGCUUGAGGAAGAAGGUGUUCUCAUGGGGAAGAGUUAUUGGCUUAAAGGUCAAUACAAAAAGGAUGUUGGGGGUACAUGACACUCCCGGGAGCUACCGCAUGGCGAAGGCCCUGGUGUUCAGCAAAGUCAGGAGUGACCUUGGCCUUGAUAACUGCCACUUUUCUGUCAGCGGGGCUGCGCCUCUCGACCAACAGACCUCUCAGUUCUUCCUAAGCCUGGACUUGCCUAUAAAUGAGAUAUACGGUCUGACGGAAAGCACAGGACCCCACAGCAUGUUCAGCCAGAAUAACUACAAGAUUCACAGCUGUGGCAAAAUCAUGGCUGGAUGUAAGAACAUGCUGUACCAGCAGAGCAAGGACGGCGUCGGGGAGAUCUGCAUCUGGGGUCGGCACGUCUUCAUGGGCUAUCUGGAAAUGGAAGACGUGACCAUGGAGGUCAUCGAUGACGAAGGCUGGCUACACACGGGGGACCUGGGCCACAUAGACAACCACGGUUACCUCUACAUCACCGGCCGCAUCAAAGAAAUCCUUAUUAUGGCUGGCGGUGAGAACGUGGCCCCUAUUCCCAUCGAGAACUUGGUUAAAGAGAAGAUUCCCAUAGUCAGUAAUGCCGUGUUAGUGGGAGACAGAGCAAAGUUUCUGAGCAUCCUGCUGACGUUGAAGUGUGAGGUCGACAGGACGAACGGAGAGCCACUGGACAAGUUAAGCUUGGAGGCCAUCCACUUCUGCCGGAACCUGGGAAGCCACGUGUCCACCGUCUCUGAGAUUCUGGAGCUGCAGGACCCCCUGGUCUACAAGGCCAUCCAGCGAGGCAUAGAUGCUGUGAAUCAGGAAGCCAUUUCCAACGCGCAGAGGAUCCAUAAGUGGGCCAUCCUGGAGAAGGACUUUUCUGUCCUACAUGGAGAGCUGGGUCCGACGACAAAGAUUAGGAGACAUUUUAUCACCCAGAAGUACAAAAAGCAAAUUGAGAAAUUCUACCACUGA